This is a messenger RNA of Parathielavia appendiculata, 966 nucleotides long. RefSeq lists its product as uncharacterized. NCBI's taxonomy places the organism in Eukaryota, Fungi, Ascomycota, Sordariomycetes, Sordariales, Chaetomiaceae. The coding region runs from base 1 to 966 and encodes 321 amino acids. The transcript has a single exon. The record is from RefSeq and is a predicted model, not a curated record.
AUGCCUGCCAAGCGCCCACCGCCAAAGAAGGUGCGCCGCACCGCCCGGCGCCCUUCAUUGCCGGCGCCCGUCGCCUCCGUCGACUCAAACCUUACCAGUCCUGCACAGCAGUCAAUCACCGGCUCAGCUGGCACCGACCCUAAAGACGACAUCUCCGAAAUCCCGAUUGGUGCAUUGACGCUCUCCGACCAGACCGAGGGGGUGGCGGAGAAUGCGCCCAAAACGGACCGGAACGACAAGAAGGCUUUCCGAUUUCUAGACCUGCCCGCAGAGUUGCGCAUCGAGAUAUAUGCGCAGUUCUUUGCGGGGAUCGACUACACCAUUGACCUUGACUCGGACAAUUACAAGCGCAUCCACAAGAAGCUGGGUAUCUUUCGCACCUGCAGGACCAUUUACAGCGAGGCGUCGCAUGCGUUUUACAGUACCAAAACGUUCCGGAUAUUCCCCACGCAACCGGGUCGCUUCUUUAACACGAAGAAACCCCUUCUUGCGCGGCUCAACAAGCGGCAGCGCACUUGCCUCACGUCGCUCGAACUGCGCCUCGGCCCGGGCUGGGGCGCCCCCCCACGAGGCUGGGUCGUGACCCCGGCGCUUGGUCUUGCCGAGUGCGUCAAUGUGCGCAAACUGACCGUCCUUGUCGAGAUUGACCCGAGUGAUAACGCCCUAAAGGGUUUCCGCAAGGCCGACGGGUUCUACGAGAGGUUCAGCGGGAACCUGUUGGACCGGGUUUUGGCUGAGAUGCCCUUGGUCAAGCGGGUCCACUUUGACGCCUGGUCUAGCGUCAAGAAGUCUGGCCCGAUGAUGACGGGCCUGAUCGAGAUUGCAAAGGCUCGUGGGAGGAGGAUCUGUUGGGGCCCCGAGAGGAAGUGGACGGAUCGUGACGACGACGACGAUGUGGCAGAGCAGGAAGAUACAUCAGCGGUUGAUUUCAUGAACAUGAUGAUGCAACAGCAGCUGGUUUAUUGA